GUUCUUUUGUUCCGCCGACCUCUCAUAAAUCUACGGAGCUAUUUUCUGCUUCCGCUCUCUUCGACGAAAAAUUUGUUGGGUUUAGGGUUCCGUAUCAAGAACCUACGAGGUUCUCCAAUGGCGGACGAUGACUACAAUGAUUUGGAUAUGGGGUAUGAGGAUGAGCCCCCAGAGCCUGAAAUUGAGGAAGGAGAGGAGGAGGAGAACGUACAACCAGAUGAUGAUAUGAAUGAUCCUAUCAUAGAAGGUGAAGAUAGAGAAGCAGAAGCAAAGGAGAAACAGCAAAGGAAGACAUCUAAGUACAUGACAAAGUAUGAACGGGCUAGAAUUCUUGGGACACGUGCCCUUCAAAUUAGCAUGAAUGCCCCAGUCAUGGUUGAGUUGGAAGGUGAAACUGACCCACUUGAGAUUGCCAUGAAGGAGCUUCGUCAACGCAAGAUACCGUUCACAAUACGGCGUUAUUUGCCUGAUGGAAGUUAUGAAGAUUGGGGAGUGGAUGAAUUGAUUGUUGAAGAUUCUUGGAAGAGGCAAGUAGGAGGCGACUGAUGAAAUGGUUGAAGUAUAAUUGCUUCUGUUGCCAACUACAGUAGUUUUACUGUCUAGUGUACUCUGCUCGAUGGAAGUCUUAUCACAAACAUAAUAAUAUAGCUAAUCGUGUUUAUACUAGACUAGAAUAUCGAACAGAUGUUUUCUAGGAUAGUUUGUCUACCAGAUUUUAAGUAGAUAGAAAAAAUGCAGUCAUUGCUGACAGUGCUGUGCAAUUGUGAAUAUUUGGUGUACGAAUAUGAUCAGUCCUGCUUGUUUUGACCUGUAA
This is a messenger RNA of Amaranthus tricolor (Joseph's coat), 814 nucleotides long. RefSeq names its product DNA-directed RNA polymerases II, IV and V subunit 6A-like. NCBI's taxonomy places the organism in Eukaryota, Viridiplantae, Streptophyta, Magnoliopsida, Caryophyllales, Amaranthaceae. Gene Ontology annotation, cellular component: RNA polymerase III complex; nucleus; RNA polymerase I complex. Gene Ontology annotation, molecular function: DNA binding; DNA-directed RNA polymerase activity. Bases 118 to 546 code for a protein of 142 amino acids. Gene Ontology annotation, biological process: DNA-templated transcription. The transcript has 6 exons. The record is from RefSeq and is a predicted model, not a curated record.